This is a messenger RNA of Spirodela intermedia, 1047 nucleotides long. Lineage: Eukaryota; Viridiplantae; Streptophyta; Magnoliopsida; Alismatales; Araceae. The record is from the annotation of a GenBank genome assembly.
AUGGUGAAGCUGGCAACGACGCGCGAGAGCAGGAUGUACGGGACGAGGCUGGUCCGAAACCGGUGGGAGUACAUCAACGCCGGCCUCUACGUCUUCGCCGCAAUCCUCCUCACCGGCGGCUUCGCGUCGCAGCUCUCCUCAGAUGCGAGAUCCGGCCUCGUGGUUCUCCUCAUCGGCCUAGCGAUCGUCGCGGCGGUGAACGGGCACGACCUCGUCGCUCACUUGGCCGGCAUCGACUACCUGCUCUCCCUCCUGUUGCUCGAUUCCCAACUGGCGCUGGUGGAGGUCGCCGUCCCCUUGUUGCAGAUGCUCGGAUCCGCCGUCACCUUCGUUGGCAUCCUCCUCCUGUUCAUUCAGGCAAGUAGAAAAAUCUCCGCUCGCAUUUCUUUCUCGAUUCGUCCGCCACAGAGGGCUGAUCUGCUUCAUGCUCUGGCGGCAUCGCAGAGGGAGAGAGGCUACAGCCAGAGAAUGGAGAAGCAGGCGGUGAACACGCUGGUGGCGGGGCCGGCGCUGUGGUUGCUUGGAUCCAUCCACAACCUCUGUCAAGUUUACGAGAGGGCUGACGGCCACGUUCAGAUCCUGCAGAAGUUCGUCCAGAUCCCUUUCCUCAUGGGCAGCCUCCUGUUCCUGGUGGGAGGAGUCUUCAACAGCCGAGAAAUCACGGUAUCUCCAAUUCCCGUCGCGAAGCUCUUCCCCAUCCCGAUCCGUCCCUUCCGAUCGCCUGUUCUUGAUGUCGGAGGAGGAAGAUGAGGCUUGAACCGAUCUGUUCCAUUGCAGGGCGAGAGCUGGGCCUGGCUGAGCCUCAGCGGGAGCCUGUUCUUCCUCCUCGGAGGGCUGUUCAACGUGGUGAAGGUGUUCAAGAUGCAGCAGAUGGACGGGAUCAGGCUGGAGAAACUCCGCGGUGGAGCCCAAGAGAGGCUGAUCACUGAGAGGGAAGGUCAAGUUCCCCUCAUCUUGGAAGAAGCCCGCCGGCAGCGAGGAGAGGAGGCGGCGCCGCCGCCACCUCCCUCUACACCCUACAAGGACGUCCUCGUCGGUCGAUCAUGA